Molecule: messenger RNA, 802 nt
Organism: Xenia sp. Carnegie-2017
Lineage: Eukaryota; Metazoa; Cnidaria; Anthozoa; Malacalcyonacea; Xeniidae
Exons: 3
Coding region: 49-624 (191 amino acids)
Biological process (GO): protein homooligomerization
Source: RefSeq, a predicted model, not a curated record
UCCAGUGUAAUAUACAUAUCAUUGAUUCAGAAGGUGCGAUUUGUCAAAAUGGCAAAUGUUGAACAACGAUUCACAGAUUUCAACUCAGCCUUGCGAAAUGAAUUUCAACGUAUAGAAUCUCAACGUCAAGAUCUGGAGUCUCGAGAAAAACGUUUGACAGACGAGAAAACCAAGAUGAUGCAAAUCGACAGCAAAAGUGACGAUGUUAUUUCCUUGAAUGUCGGAGGCGAAUCAAUGACGUGUCUGAGAUCAACAUUGUGUCAAAUUGACAAUUCUCUACUUGCAUCAAUGUUCAGCGGCAGAUGGGAAGAUCGUUUGACCAAAGAUAAAGAUGGAAACGUAUUUUUGGAUUACGAUCCUGAAUGCUUCAAGUUUAUUUUAAAUUAUCUUCGUGCGAAGAAAAUGCAAUCAUGUGAACGCCAAGCGAUAAUACCCAGUCCUCCUCAAGAGAAAAAUAAUGAUUACUGGAUCUUAAUUAAUUAUUUAGGAUUAGAAAACGAAUUUACUAAAACGAUCGGAAAGAAGGAGAAGAUAAUUGAGUGGGACGGUAUUGAAAGGGGGUUUGGAGACGAGUUCAACACACGUCCUCGUAGAAGUCGCCGGAAGCCUCCUUAUGGAGGGUAGCUGGGGUGAACGUGCCCCUGAAUGAAGGGGUCAAGUUUCACGAAGAAAAAAGACGAAAGUUUUAAUUAAAUGACGUUAAUUUUGAUUUAAGUACUGUUUGCGUUAACUGUAAUGAAAAAAGUAGAAAAUCAUUAGUAUUCUUUUAUCUCUUUGCAAUAAAAUUUGGCGGCUACAAAAA